This is a messenger RNA of Dunckerocampus dactyliophorus (ringed pipefish), 5486 nucleotides long. RefSeq names its product RAB, member RAS oncogene family-like 6b (gene rabl6b). The transcript has 19 exons. Gene Ontology annotation, molecular function: GTPase activity; GTP binding. Gene Ontology annotation, cellular component: nucleus; cytosol. The record is from RefSeq and is a predicted model, not a curated record. NCBI's taxonomy places the organism in Eukaryota, Metazoa, Chordata, Actinopteri, Syngnathiformes, Syngnathidae. Bases 506 to 2767 code for a protein of 753 amino acids.
AUUUGUCUAGUUUUAUGCUGGAUGGGCUCGAUCGCUCUCUUUGCAAAGGAAUGUAGCCAUAAUGUUGCAGUAGGGAUGGAUGUGUGACAGAGGGGGGAAAAUAACAAGAUGUCGGAAGUACACUUUCUCUUUGACAACCGUGAGGAAGGGGGUCAUCAUCUUUGAGGCCUGCGCUCGCCAGCCCAGCAGAGGAGUACUUGUGUGAGCGCAGUACUUUUGUGACGUGUGAUGGAGGGUUACCCUUCAUAAAGAUUAUGGCUUUCCUGAAUGCUGCAUCUUCCUGUACCACUACUUGAUGAAUGUGUGUCCUACCAACUAGAGAUGACUCUGUAACGCCGUGAUGCCCACUUCUAUCUCCAGCUCUCUGGCAAAACCAACACACCUUGAUUAGAGCAGAUCAGAGCUUGAACGUAACAUCUGCGACAUUUUCUUGAGUUUGCUGCCGGUCCAAUUGAACCGCGGAAGGCCAGCCGUACAUUGUCGACGUUUGCAAGGUUCCGUCAACAUGUUUUCGGCAUUGAAGAAGCUGGUGGGCUCUGAGCCAGGCCAGCAGCUCCGGGAGAAGAACAUCCCUGCCGGCCUGCAGUCCAUGAACCAAAGCUUGCAGAGACGCUUCGCUAAAGGGGUCCAAUAUAAUAUGAAAAUCGUCAUCCGGGGAGAUAGGAACACUGGAAAGAGUACUUUAUGGUAUCGGCUGCAGGGUAAGAAGUUUGUGGAAGAGUACAUUCCCACCCAAGAGAUCCAAGCCACAAGCAUCCAUUGGAAUUACAAAAUGGCUCCAUAUCAAGCUACAGAUGACGUGGUCAAGGUGGAGGUGUGGGACGUGGUAGACAAAGGCCAAAAAUAUCCUGGUGAAGGUGUAGGAAAAGGCAAAAGGCGAGGCGACAAUUUGAAACUGGAGAAUGAGCCGCAGGAGUCAGACGAGGUGGCCCUUGAUGCAGAAUUUCUGGAUGUGUACAAGAACUGCAAUGGAGUCAUCAUGAUGUUUGACAUUACCAAGCAGUGGACAUUUAACUACAUUGUAAGGGAACUUCCCAAAGUACCCAAUCACAUACCGGUAUGUGUGUUGGGAAACCACAGAGACAUGGGUGAGCAUCGUGUCAUCCUGCCUGAUGAUAUAAGGGACCUGAUUGCUGGACUGAACAGGCCGGUGGGAUCAUCUUACAUCCACUAUGCUGAGUCUUCUAUGAAGAACGGCUUUGGCCUGAAAUACCUGCACAGGUUUUUCAACAUUCCCUUCCUGCAGCUUCAGAGAGAAACCCUCCUGAGGCAGCUGGAGACGAACCAGUUGGACAUAGACGCUACCCUGGAAGAGCUAACAGUACAGCAGGAGACAGAAGAUCAAAACUAUGAGAUAUUCCUGGAGCACUUAGAGUGCCGAAGUAAGGGCUAUGGCUCACCUGGUCCAGCCAACGGUCAGAGUCCCUCCUCAGGGUCCCAGUCCCCCAUCGUCCCUCCCAGCGGGGCCUCCACAGGAAGCUCCAGCCCGAGCACACCUCAGCCACCUGUGCCCUCCCAGCCGCCCCCGCAGUCACCUUCCGUGUCGGCUCCCUCAGCUUCGGUUCUCGCCGCAGCCAUCGGUAGAGCUGCCUCGCCGUCAGCUGAUUUCAAGUCAGCCGCUCAGUCACCGGAGCACCUUCAGUCCGCUGCCGCACUGGCAUCAGCCCCCCAGAAACGCGGCUUCAUGUCCCGAUGGUUUGGCUUGUCUCCUGCCCCCGAGUCUUCUGCUAGUGCAUCGGAUGACCCGCCUGCUCCAGCGUGUCCCGCUGUCGUGCAAAGUGUGGACGACUUUGUGCCAGAGGAGAGACUGGACAAAAGUUUCCUGGAGGAUAAUUUGCCGUCAAAGACAAAGAUGUCUCAGCCAGUCACAGCAUUGGACAGCGACAGUGACGGUGAAGACAGAGGAAACCCCAUGGUGUCUGGUUUCCAGGAUGAGCUGGAUCCUGAUGACGCAGAGCCCAGUCUUCCACAAGCUAAGACUCUGUCCCACAGCAAAGACGUCACUCUGUCCAGUGACGAGGAGGAGCAAGCACCAGCUGCACCAACUGUGAAGAAGGACCAGGACCUUGACAGUGAACCUGAACUGAAAGCCCACAUAAGAAAACCAAAAGGACCUAAAGCUUCAGAGCCCAGAGACCAGACUUCAGCACCCAUCUUCCUGACUUUAACUCCAGCAGCGGAGCAGCCGAAGCAGCAAAGCAAAAAGAAGGGAAUGCCACCCAUGGCUGAGGACUCUGACACCGACGCUGACACCCCCAUGGCCCAACAGAUGCUCUCUUUUGUAAUGGAUGACCCCGACUUUGAGUCAGAAGCGUUCGACACACCAAAAAUAGAAAAGAGUACAUUCCCAGUCAGACAUGAACUUCUGUCUGACCUCUCAGACGACGACAUACAGUCAGCAAAGGCGUCAGAACCAGCAAAACCCACUGUGAUCUUGUUCAAACACCAGGAUGAUACCGACCUUUUUGGCCUCGGCAUUCAAGAAGAUCCCCCGGCAACCAAAGAGAGCAGUGAUGAGCAAGAAGAUAAAGAAAGCAAGCACUCCACCAAAGAGAAGAAGAAAAAGAAGAAGAAAAGCAAAGAGGAGGAUGAAAAGAGCAAGAAACACAAACACAAGAAAAAGGACAAAGACGAGGCUGGAGACUGCAAAGAGAAAAAGAAGAAGAAAACAAGGAGCAAGAAAACAGACGUGGACGAGCUGGAAGACUUUCUUGGUGGAGGAUCCAAAUCCGCUACAAGAGAUGAUGGGGAUUAUGAAGAACUAUAAAGUGCUGGGAAAGUGCGAAGAACAGCAAGGAGUGAGGAGAUCACCACCGGGUGCAUAAAGCAGUGUCUCCAAGCCAUACACAAUGCAAUACAACAACCCCAUGUCACAUAGUUGCUCCUUCUGCUCCUCUUCCUCUAACUUCACUUGUGAGGUAACUUCCACUCUAUUUGGUACCAAGCAGCAAAGAGGCAGGAUGUGACUAGAGGCUGAUUGUGGGUGUAGCUGCUUUCACAUGACUGGACAUGACUCGGUGAAUAGUUGAAGUUGGGAUGUCCAAAGUGCGGCCCAGGGGGCAUUUUUGGCCCACAACUCCUUUUUUGUUGGCCCUGUGUCUAUUGUACAAAUAAUAUUGCGUUCAGAUAUUAGUAUAUACAUGUGGUCCUUGGGUUACAAACGAGUUCCUAUACUGUGAUGUAAGGUGAGUCACUCACAGUGUAAGCAGACCUUCGGGCAAGGGGCGGGUUACACCCUGGACUGGUCGCCAGCCAAUCGCACGGCACAUGUAGACCAUUCACACUCACAUUCAUACCUAUGGGCAAUUUAGAGUCGCCAAUUAACCUAACAUGCAUGAUUUUGGACACAUGAAGGACAAACUGUAUAAAAUACAGUCAUAAAAUGAUGAAAUACAAUAAUGAAAGGAAAGACUCACAAAAAGUCCUUACUCUUAUCUCGGUGGUUGUUUUGCAGGCCUUUCUACCUUCUUAAGAUAUUGUCCCAGUCUAGUCUGGAAAGAUCAGCUCCUGUUCUCCUCCCAGAUCUUCUUGUAAUAGCGUACAGAAUCUAUGACCCCUGUAGUAGGAAUGCUCCGAUCAGGGUUUUAUGCUGCCAAUUGCGAUACCGAUCAUCCAGGAGUGAAAUCGGCCAAUACCGAUCACAUGGAUUAAUUAUAAUUUUUUUAUUUAUGAUGAGAGCUGUUGGCCAGGGGUGCUGUUUAAAGGGGAGAAGUCAGGACAAUUCCCACAUCCCUUGACUGCCAGGGGGCCCAAAUAAUACAGUAGGUAAUUACUAAUAAAAUCAGUAAUGAAUUAAUAAGGGGGCAGCGACUUGAUUUUUUUUUUCAUGGGACCCAGAAUUCCUGGCUGCACUCCUGCUACUGGCUAUAUGAUGAAAAAAGGAACCACAAAAUCAAUUUAGACAAAAACAUUUUUGACUUACUUUUUCAAGCGACCAAAUAUCACUUGUAAAAUUUGAUUAGAUGCCUACUUUAAAGAGACUUUGGAUGUGAGAGUACAUUGCUGGAGCUCCAGCAGGACUUCUAAGUAAGUGAGAAAGCACUCGGCGAACCAGUCUCUUCCACCACUGAGAAAGGCUGGUCAUCUCGUCCAGUGAAUUCAGUUAUUUUUUGGGUUAUUUUCUAAGCCUUCUGACUGUCACGCACAUAGAGUGUUGUCCACAUGGCUGCGUUAGCUGCUGUUUGACUGAUGAUCACAUUGUGAGCCUCGAAAACACACCAUACUCCAAGUGUGUUGGCAGUUAAGUUCCACACGACAGACAUCAUUGUUUUUGUUUUGGCACGCCCGGGCAGUGUGAAGCCGAUCACGUUAUUUUUCAUGGAAAUCAGCCGAUCUGAUCGGUGGCUGGAGCAUCCCUGUAGCAUUCAUUAACAUUCAGUCAUCUUUAUCCUUAAUGAUGAUGGGACCAAAGGAGCGGCCAAUAUUGGUAGGCGUCUGCUCUCUGGGAGAUUUUUAUGAUGUUUAUUUUCACUUCUACGAUAAUAGCUUCACUUUUCUUUAGCGCACUGCCAUUUCGUCAGUGUGGCUGUGCAGGCACACACUGCAUUCUUGUGCUGCAACUGGCGUGUAUUUUUUCACCGACGCACACUGUAACUAGUUCUCGCGUGAGUCUUGUGUUUACAGACUUAAAAUUACAUUUUUUGUGAACGAUGGAAUAUCAUUUUCCAUUACAGUAACAUUCUGCGUAUUCUACUGUGUGACCUGGCUCAGGAGGUAGAGUGGUUGUUUCCCAAAGCCAAUGGUUCAAUCCUUAGCCUGCUGGAAUCAUUCAACUUAUUUAUGCAUUUCAACAUUCACUCUGGGUGUUUUUUUUAAUUGUUUACAUGGCAUCUCACUUGUUAUGAUUCCCUUUUAGUGUGGUCCUAAUAAUCCUAGGUAAUGUUUUGAUGCAUGCUGUCUUUACUGUUAUUUUCAAAUAAUAUGCCACAGGCCAAUAAAAAAAAAAUUGCCUCACGCUGCAAAUGGGCCCCGGGCUGCGCUUUGGACACCCAUGCUUGAAACCUUUUGGGAGAUUAGCGCACAGAACACCAUCUUCUGCCUCUUGCCAUUGAGACAGUAUAUAAAUAUAAAGUUUUCCCAUUUGUAAUCAUGCGGUUAUUUAUUGUUUGUGCUUGCUCAAAUGAUGUGAUUGAACCUUACCUUACCCGAAACCUGACCUUAACCCAUUUAAAAGAAUGUAUAAAUGAUACAAGUAAAUGGAUGAUGAGCUUUAUUCCAAAAUGAAAAAUACCGUGUGGAGGAAAUGUUGCAGAAUUUCCAUAAAAUUGUUACAGACUGGAAAAAUAAUAUACAAAACACAAAAAUAAAAUGAUUAUUUCAUUAUUUUGUAGAAAGGACAUGCACUUCAAUGUUUUUGUUUGUUUCCAAUGUGAAUACAUAAUGUUGUGAAAAGAAUCCAGUCAUUUAUUUUCCAUCUUUAUACUGUAUGAGUUUGCCUAUCUUUGGUUUGUCCAAUAAAUGCAAACUUAUUUCUUCAUGAGGUGCAA